This is a messenger RNA of Eucalyptus grandis, 2340 nucleotides long. RefSeq lists its product as uncharacterized. The coding region runs from base 414 to 1793 and encodes 459 amino acids. The record is from RefSeq and is a predicted model, not a curated record. NCBI's taxonomy places the organism in Eukaryota, Viridiplantae, Streptophyta, Magnoliopsida, Myrtales, Myrtaceae. The transcript is spliced from 5 exons.
CGAGAGCACGAGCCGAAUUUUUGUCUCUUUCUUCAAUCGUUUGCAGCUCCGAUUUCGGCAUAAAAGCUGGGGGUACGGCAGGGAUCCCGUUCCCUGUGAUUAAAUAAAGCAACCGAAGAUCCUCAGCAUCUCGGCGCACCGAGGAAGCCGGCCUCUUUCGAGCGAUCGUACAGUCGACGUAUCGUCACCUCCUCACCCGCCGUCAGGAACGGCCGUUGGCGCCCGGAGACGGCACGGCGGUCGAUCGGCGAGCGAGAACCGGGCGAGAACGGGUCGAGACCCGCACCCGACGCGCCCCGACGAUAAUUUUCUUUAUUGUUUCCCUCUUUUCUGAAGGGAGGAGUAGAGUGGAGCCCACGGCAUUCGCCGGCGCGAGUUGGAGGAGGAAAUCGCCGUCUCCGAGCUCGGCUUUCAUGGCGGAUCCUCAUGCGGCGGCGGAAGAGCCGCCAGUGCUGGCGCCUCUCCUGGUUCAGGACCAGAGCCGCGGCAAUCACCGGCCGCCACCGCCGCCGCCGCCGCCGCCGCCGCAUCAUCAUCGUCGUCGUCGCGAGGAGGAGGACGUGGACCCGCACCUCGACCAGGCGCUGCACAAGCUGGAAAUGUUCCUCUCCUUCCUAGGCUUCAACCAGUCGACGGUGCUCAGCACCGUGCUGUCGUGGACUGCGUUCGUGGUGAUCGGCGUGGUGCUGCCAGUGAUCGUGCUCGAGCUCUCCGAUUGCUCGGACUGCGAUAAGUACCAGAUCAAGAACUUCGAGCUAGAUAUAGUCGCGUCGCAGGCGUGCCUCGCGGCGGUCUCGCUGCUUUGCCUUUCGCACAACCUUCGCAAGUAUGGGAUGAGGAAGUUCCUGUUCGUGGAUCGCUAUAGUGGCCAGAUGUCCAGGUUCCGAGACGAGUACAUCAAGCAGAUUAAGGAUUCUGUACGGUUGCUCGUAUUAUGGUCACUUCCUUGUUUCGUUUUGAAGACUGUGCGUGAAGUGGUCCGCCUGGUAUAUAUACAUCAUGAAUCAUGGUGGCUGUCAGUUUAUAUUUUGUUCUCGUUGGUUAUAUCCUGGACUUAUGUCAGUACAAUCUCUCUAUCAGCCAGCACUUUGUUUCAUUUGGUCUGCAAUCUGCAAGUUAUUCACUUUGAUGAUUACGGGAAGAUCUUGCAAAGUGACGAUGAUGUUUUGGUUAUCAUUGAAGAGCACAUUCGUCUACGGUACUACCUCUCCAAGAUAAGCCAUAGGUUCAGAAUUUUCCUCCUCCUAGAAUUCCUGGUGGUCACAGCAAGCCAGUUUAUAACUCUGUUCCAAAUAACAGGAUACAGCGGACUCGUUACUGUCAUUAAUGGUGGUGAUUUUGCUGUCUCCACCAUUGUCCAAGUUGUUGGCAUUAGUCUUUGCUUGCAUGCUGCUACAAGGAUCUCACAUAGGGCCCAAGGUGUUGCCUCAAUUGCAAGCAAAUGGCAUGCAUUGAUGACAUGUAGCUCUACAGGCACAGCAUCUUUAAGAGGUUCAGAUAAUGUAGGAAGCAUGGAGCCCAUGAAUGCAUUUGGUUCAAUACAUACAGAUUUCUCUGAAAGUGACCUGGAAUCUUUGGAAUAUAUCGGAAUGCCUACCAGCACACAACUUGCUACUUAUAUGUCAACUUAUCACAAGAGACAGGCUUUGGUAAUGUACCUGCAGACCAACCCCGGGGGAAUCACACUCUAUGGAUGGACAGUUGAUAGGGCUCUCAUCAAUACCAUCUUCUUUAUUGAGCUCUCGUUGGUAACUUUUGUGCUGGGGAAAACUAUAGUUUUCUCUUCCAGUUAGCUCUGGAUUCUUAACUUGGAUUCCUUUGACCGAAACGAGUUUAAAGCACUGGUCAAGCCAUUGAGAGAGGCUGAAUUUCAGUGAUUCGGUGAAGCAUCCUUAUCCAGAUCAGAAAAGUAUUUCAGUGCCCAGUGCCAUCACUUUUACUGCAGUGGAAACUGCUCUCAUUCAGACCUAAGAAUUCUCUGGCAACUUUUGUGAUGAGCAUGGCUUUGUUCAAACAAGCUUGUCAAACCUGGCAAACUGCUUGAGUUACUCAGAGGACCUAUCCGUCUAUCUUUCGACAUCCACGAUCCUGAAGUCUCCAAGCCAAGUUUUGACCACUGCCUCUCUAUCUUCUUUCGCAAAACUGCAUUUUUCCACUGUGUAUCAUCCUCUGCUAGACUAAAAACAUUAUUAAAUCUUUGCGAACUGCCCCUUAACUGUGAGGCAAAUUUUGUUGUAGUCUUCACUAAAAGCCAACAGAUUUUGAUUUUGAACAUAUCUAAUUCAGCUGCUCAACCUUGUUCACAUUAAGAGUUAGUUUCUGUAAAAUGUCGUUUGAAUU